Messenger RNA from Brassica napus (rape), 596 nucleotides. RefSeq names its product thioredoxin H5. NCBI's taxonomy places the organism in Eukaryota, Viridiplantae, Streptophyta, Magnoliopsida, Brassicales, Brassicaceae. The record is from RefSeq and is a predicted model, not a curated record. Bases 64 to 420 code for a protein of 118 amino acids. The transcript has 2 exons.
CCAAUAACAAUUUGUUCAUUCACCAAAAAUAAUAAACACAAAACUCUUACGAGCUUUCUAAAGAUGGCCGGAGAAGGAGAAGUGAUCGCUUGCCAUACCCUCGAAGUCUGGAGCGAGAAGAUCAAAGCCGCCAACGAAUCCAAGAAACUGAUUGUGAUAGACUUCACUGCUAUAUGGUGCCCACCUUGCCGCUUCAUUGCACCAGUCUUUGUAGACAUGGCCAAGAAGUUCCUCAACGUUGUCUUCUUCAAGAUCGACGUUGACGAACUGCAGUCCGUUGCUAAAGAGUUCAAAGUCGAGGCGAUGCCCACUUUUCUCUUCAUGAGAGAAGGCGAGGUCGUGGAUCGUGUUGUCGGGGCAAGGAAAGAGGAGAUCCACCAGACUUUGAUGAAGCAUGGUGGUCUUGUCUCUUCUGCUUAAAACAUUUUAGAAUCUUUGUGCUAUUUGGUGUUAUGUAAUAAUAAAAAGUGAUGUCGUUAUAAACUAGUUGGUUCUGAUCACAACGGAGAUAGAUAAUGCUGUUGUGUAAUGAACUAGUGUACUGAUGAUCUCUUUACAACAGAGACUUUAGAUAUAUCUCCACCAAGUUCUUCAAA